Nerophis lumbriciformis (worm pipefish) is the source of this 1676-nucleotide messenger RNA. It is a transcript of the gene ctdspl3, whose product is annotated as CTD (carboxy-terminal domain, RNA polymerase II, polypeptide A) small phosphatase like 3. Lineage: Eukaryota; Metazoa; Chordata; Actinopteri; Syngnathiformes; Syngnathidae. The record is from RefSeq and is a predicted model, not a curated record. Gene Ontology annotation, molecular function: phosphatase activity.
CACGAUUCGAGAGCAAGCGGGGCGGAGCUAAAGCAGCUAGUCGAAACAAACAAAAUGGAAUACAACAAAACACUGAACAGGAAGUAUUAAGAGUAAAAUAUUGCUAAUUUGGUGGUUAAUAACGUUACAUGUAAAGCAAAAAUGCGACUUAGGUCUCAGAGAACCACCGCGCCCUACGUAGCGACACCAAAGAAAUCCCGCACACCUACUAGUGGCAAAGCAACACCGAGACGAACGCGGCUAUCGGUUCCAGACGGUCCAUUCGAUGACAAGGUUGAAGAGACACAUGAUGCUGAAGAUAUUCCCACCAUGACGAGGCGACCGCUGCCCCGUGGUCGGCCAAGAAAGCGAGCCAUUGCUGCAGAUGUCACCGAAGCAGCCUUCAAGACUCCGACCAGGCCGACCUCGCACCCUGAGCACAUACUGUCUGAGAUAGACCCCGUCUCUCCUCAUAACUCCACAUCCAGGAAGAUCUACACCCCCAUUGUACGAUUCCUCACACCAAGCAAAGAGAAUUACAAGAGCACAGAAAAUAAUGUGUUGAUGAGCCCUGAACAAGGGGUAUUUGGUUAUGGCUCCGUUGAACUUCUGGUGGGAGAGGACGACGACCACAUCUUCAGUCCCUUCACUUUCAUUAAGAACCUGCCAUCACAGUCCCAAUAUUCCCAGCCCAGAUUGCCCGACAUCCCUCCAAAAACAAGGAGCACCCCUGAGGCCACGCUGGUGUUAGACCUGGAGGAAACACUGGUGUUCAGCUCUCUGAAUGUGAUUGAGAAUGCAGAAUACACAUUCCACACAGCUUUCCAGGAUAAUCAGUAUAAGGUUUACAUGAUCCUGCGACCACAUUUAACGGAGUUUCUGCAGGCCGUGGCAAAAGUCUAUGAGCUCUUUGUUUACACCUGUGCAAAGAAAGAGUACGCCGAGAAGAUUCUGGAAAUCCUGGAUCCGCAGAGGAAGCUCUUUCGCCACCGUCUCUACCAGGAUGAGUGUGCCUGUGUCCUCGGGCACUAUGUCAAAGAUCUCAGCAUCCUAGGGAGGGAUCUCACUAAGAUUGUGGUUCUGGACAACGCACCUCACACAUACCCCUACCAUCUGAUGAAUACCCUUCCCGUCAAGAGCUGGUCUGGAGAGUCGGAGGACCGAGAGCUCCACAAGCUCAUACCGUACAUGGAAAAACUGUCUACAGCGGAGGACUUUCGGGAGGUGCUGAAGAAGAGGAAGGACCACUUCCACCGGCUGCUGUCGGAGGACUGACACCACCAGAUCCUCCCACUUACCCCAAACCUCCACUUUGACGACCCUAUUUGACUCCUGCAGGUUAUGUUUGCAUUCUUCCUGCUUUGACUUUGAAAGCAGAACCCACUCCCAGUUCUCUAACGUGCCCCCCUGCUGUGUGGUGGUGGUGGUGGUGGUGGUGUUAGUGGCCUCCUGUGUCUCACUGGUGACUCUUAAUGACACCUCUGUAUUUCAUGCUGCUGCACUGUUAGGCACCCCAAACCCCGUGUCCAAAGACUCAUUCCACAGGGCAAUACCCUGAGAUGAAACUUGAAAUGUUGUACAGUAUAUCAUUUUCUUUUAAUUUAUUUGUUAUAUUGCAAAUCACAUCACUUUAUCCCCAAUUAUUUUUAGAUCCAAUUUUAAUGCAAUAAAAUAAAACCCUUAUUAGGGGGAACUAA